AUGCGCGCGAGGUGAUUAGUGCGUAUGGGCAGCCUACCGGACCUGACCGAGCGCUCGCGUCCGGCUGCCGGACGCGCCGCUGCCCGGACGGUGUCCGACCCGCACCGGCACCGAGCGAUCAUUGCCCAGAUCCCAGUGAGCACGAUAUGCAAGAAGGAAUGGCCGUGGAAAAAGCCGAAGACGCCGUCAAGAGCUGCAGUACCUGUCGCGCCGCGCCGGCGGGACUCCGCCACGUCGUCGCUCGGCGCCGCCUCCGUCCGCCGGCUCCUCACCAGACAACCCCCAAAAGUUCCCAAACCUGUCGUCCAGCGAUUCACCCUUCUCUGUCUCUCCAGCGGUCUAUGCGCCACAGCACUCCUCCCGUUCACUGCCUUCGCUGGAGCAGAAGCAGGGGCCAUGCCACUCGCCAUCAUGCAUGCGAUAGCCGCCAUUGUAGCUCCCUUCUCGCCACUGAUUCUCCAAAAAACCGGAGUUCGAAUUGUCAUUGCCGCCUCCCACAUCCUAGUAUGUCUCUUACUGACCGCUCACACUGUUGCAACUCCACUGUCAAUUCUACUACCGCUGUAUGGCAUUUGCGGCAUGACUCUUUCUCCCAUGUCACUGGCGCUGUACGUAUCGGCGACAUCGUUGUCCCAAGCGGCUGGCGAUGAGACCAGGAGGAAGAUCGCGCUCAGAAGAGCGUUAAGGGCGCUGAGGGCCGCUCAAGACUUCGGCCUUGUCGUCGGGUCGCUCAUGCUCGGCGGAGCGCUGAUGAUCUGGCCGGAGGACUUGACGCCGCUCGGCCAGCUGACUCCGGCGCCGACGAACGCGUCUGUAAGAUGGCCUCCUUCAGAAGAGUACUUUUUAGAAGAUGAUUAUGAGGAACGGACAUGCGGCGCCGCUGGUUGCCCCAACACCCAGUCGGUGGCCGGCACGUCGCUCAGCGCCGACGGGCGCCGGUGGCUGGUGGCGGCGUGGGCGGCGCUGGCCUUCGCCGCGAUAAGCGCGGGCGUGUACGGCGCCCCAUCGGCGCCGGCGCCACCGCCCGACUCGCGCUCCACCGUGCGCGACCCGAGGGCCCUGCUAGGGGCGCCUAUGGGUCUCUUCAUUGGACUGCAACAGGGAUUCAUUUAUACUUCUUAUAUUAAGUGGUACGGCGUGUGCGUGGGCGGCUGGUGGUGCGCCUGGCGCGCGCUGGCCGGCGCGGGCGCGUUGCAGGCGCUCGCAGCAGCCACCCUCAGCAUGGCAGCAGCACGGGGGCGGCGGGGCGCGCUGGCGGCCGGCGGCGCGGCGGCGCACGCGUCGCUCCUGUUGGCGCUGCUCCGCUGGCGCGCCGCCCGCACCGACCUGGCGCUGCCCGCCGUGGCCGCUGCUGCCUGGGGCGCUUGCGCCGCGCUCUGGGACGUGCUGCAGGCGGGCGCGUGCGUGGGCGGCGCUGGCUGGCGCGGCGCGUGGGCGUGGCUGCUGGGCGCGCGGCACGCGGGGCUGGCGCUGGGCUGCGGCGCGCGCCAGCUGCUAUGCGUGCGCGCACAGCUCGCCGCGCUGGCCGUCGCGCUGCCUGCCGCGUUGGCUGCACACGCCGCGCUCGAGCUCAGGCAGAGGAGAGGUGAAGCUUUGCGCCACAGGUCCUAGCGAAGGGCCGCGGCGGCCGCGCCCGAUGACGGCGAGGAGCUGCCGUGUCACGUGAUCAGCUAGCGACCACCGUGCCGCAACCAAGACUCUGGCGUUUAGUGUGGUAUAUGCACAAUGAUUUCUACAAAAUUCCCAUUUGCCCCCCUAGGCUCUAUUAAAUGAAUCGUUUUGAACCGGACGUAAGUCGCGUGUUUGCAGAACCGCACACGGAAAAUUCUACUUGAUUUGGAAUAAAAAUUACAAUUACCAACAGUUACGUUACUCUAGCAGCCAAAUCACAACCAAGGCUUUGGCGUCUAGUGUGGUUUAUUAAUUUAUUAUUUAUUAUACUCUAUAAUUACUACCAAAUUCCCAUUUGCCCCUAGGCUCCUUCAAAUUGAACGUUUUGAACCGCGGUACAAUAGCCCCGUAGUAAUAGAUCUUAGCAACAGGUUGCUAAUUGCUACUAUGGAAACUAGCACCACCUACCAGUUACUAUGCAGUCUUGUAAAGCAAAACCUCGACUGACGUCCUGCACACAACGAAACAUUGUCUCAUUUGCCCCUAUUAGUGGCGUUGAUAUACUCUGCAGCACUGCCAUACCACGUGAUAAGAUUUUUUCCCAACGGACCCCUUGUGCUAAAUGCCCUACUAAAGAAUUUAAGUCCCAAUAAAUUAUAAUACACUCGCAAAUAGAACAAACCGAUAAUAGAUUCAGGAUUAUUGUUAUUAACUUACUAUAAAUAGAUAAUUAUUAUCUAAGUCAAUAUAAAUUUACGAGGCUAUAGAAACUAAAGCCUCAAAAUUGUGUACUAACAUAAUCAUUGUUCAUAAUUAAUGUAACGCAAAAACAAAAAUAUUGAAUACUCAUUUAAGGAAAUGUUUUUGUGAAUAUUAAAAUUUCUACGAAUUGUUAACUUUUUCAUACAAACAUAAUAAUGUAUAAUUUAUCUUAAUUAAUUAAGGUUUUUUAUAACAAAGUAAGCUUCUAAGAUUAAAUUGUAGUAAGGGGGCGUCCAUUAAUUACGUGAGCCUUG
This is a messenger RNA of Ostrinia furnacalis (Asian corn borer), 2627 nucleotides long. RefSeq lists its product as uncharacterized. Gene Ontology annotation, biological process: regulation of muscle contraction; regulation of potassium ion transport. The transcript is spliced from 7 exons. Gene Ontology annotation, molecular function: potassium channel regulator activity. The record is from RefSeq and is a predicted model, not a curated record. The coding region runs from base 25 to 1611 and encodes 528 amino acids. Gene Ontology annotation, cellular component: plasma membrane; striated muscle dense body. Lineage: Eukaryota; Metazoa; Arthropoda; Insecta; Lepidoptera; Crambidae.